UGUCGCCACUCGUACUGAGCAUUCGAAACGUAUUUGAAUCGAAUGAAGUGCAUGCUUGCACACAGGGAAACUUGAAAGCUUUCGUGAAUAAGUUUGAAUAAAGAACAGGAGCAGCUAUUAAGACCACAACAUGAACGUCCAACCAUCAAAUCCCAAUAACCCGAUUGUGUUUUUCGACGUCACCGUCGGCGGGCAGGAAGUGGGGAGGUUGAAGAUGGAGCUGUUUGCAGAUGUGGUGCCCAAAACAGCAGAGAACUUCAGGCAGUUCUGCACUGGAGAGUUCAGGAAAGAUGGAGUCCCCAUCGGAUUUAAAGGCUGCACUUUCCACAGGGUUAUUAAGGACUUCAUGAUCCAGGGUGGAGACUUUGUUAACGGGGAUGGUACCGGUGUGUGCAGUAUCUACAGAGGUCCAUUCGCAGACGAAAACUUCAAGAUGAAACACUCAGCUCCAGGACUGCUGUCAAUGGCUAACAGUGGUCCCAGUACUAACGGCUGCCAGUUCUUCAUCACGUGCACCAAGUGUGACUGGCUGGACGGGAAACACGUCGUCUUCGGUAAAGUGGUGGACGGACUGCUGGUGAUGAGGAAGAUUGAGAAUGUCCCGACGGGUCCCAACAACAAACCCAAGCUGCCCAUCCUGAUCUCCCAAUGUGGAGAGAUGUAAACACGCUGAAGACACACACCCGAGAGGAGAGGGGAGAGAGAGAGAGUGUGUGUGUGUGUAUGCGUGUGUGUAUGCGUGUGUGUGUGUGUGUGUGUGCGCGCGCGUGUGUGUGUGUGUGUGCGCGCGUGUGUGUGAUUUGAACCCUGCUCUCAUUUGUCAUUUGUAAUAACGUGGUGAUGAAUCGAUUAUGUUUCCAAAUAAAUCUGCUUUUUACUGAA
Molecule: messenger RNA, 882 nt
Organism: Engraulis encrasicolus (European anchovy)
Lineage: Eukaryota; Metazoa; Chordata; Actinopteri; Clupeiformes; Engraulidae
Gene: ppih
Product: peptidylprolyl isomerase H (cyclophilin H)
Exons: 9
Coding region: 131-664 (177 amino acids)
Biological process (GO): protein folding; protein peptidyl-prolyl isomerization
Cellular component (GO): intracellular membrane-bounded organelle
Molecular function (GO): peptidyl-prolyl cis-trans isomerase activity
Source: RefSeq, a predicted model, not a curated record